AUGAGUACCUUAUGCUGGAACUGCCGGGGGUUAGCUAAUUCUCGGGCAGUUAGAGCACUACGAAAAUGGUGCAAUCCUCUUGUUCCUGAUAUUUUAUUCUUGUCUGAAACUAAAAUCAAUAAAAUUAUUGCUGAAAAUAAAAAACAUCAAUUAGGUUUCCAGUAUUCUUUUAGUGUUAGUAGUGUUGGACUUUCUGGUGGUCUGUGCAUUUACUGGAAUGAUUCUAUUGACUUUUCUCUUGUUUCCUACUCACAAAAUCAUAUAUGUGGUGAUGUCAAAACUGACAGUGGAACAUGUUGGCGUUUUGUGGGUUUGUACGGUUGGCCUGAGACAGGUAAUAAAUGCAAGACUUGGACUUUGAUCAGAACCUUGUGUGAUAAUUUUGAAGGGCCGAUUUUAUUUGGGGGGGACUUCAAUGAAAUUCUGUCUUAUGAUGAAAAGGAGGGUGGCGAGGACAAUGAAAGGAGUGUUAUGACUCCUUUUCGUGACACACUGCAAGAUUGUGACCUCCGUGACUUGGGAUAUGAAGGGCAAUGGUUUACGUGGGAGAGAGGCUUAUCAAUGCGUACUCUUGUUAGGGAACGUUUGGACCGUUUUGUAGCUAAUACCAAAUGGUUUGACUUGGUCACAAGCUCAUUGGUGGAGAAUCUUAUUCGAGAAAAGUCUGACCACUCGCCAAUUUUUCUGAAACUAGGAAUGCACAGACGCAAGAAAAAGAAGAAAAAGAAAAAAAGGUUUCGUUUCGAAACCUACUGGUUACUUGAUAAUGAAUGUGAGCAGGUUGUUCGGGGAGCGUGGAGUGGCAAUGUAGGAAGAGUAGAAGAGCGGGUUCAGGAUGUAGCAAGGGACCUUCGAAUUUGGAGUUCAGCCAAGUUCAAUGAUCUUGGGAAACAAAUAGAUGAGCUUGAAAAAGAGUUGAAAGAAGCAAAAGGUGAACCAUUAUCUGAUGAAUCCUUAACCAGGUGUGCUAAUGUAGAGAAGCGUCUUGAUGAGGCGUUUGAUAAACAGGAGGCGUACUGGUAUUUGCGAUCCAGAGCAGCAGAGAUCAAAGAUGGGGAUCGUAACACCUCUUACUUCCACCACAAGGCUUCACAUAGAAAAAACAAAAAUGAGAUCAAAGGCCUUUAUGACACAGAUGGAGUCUGGAAGGAGGAGCAGGAGGACAUUGAGAGGAUCAUCCAGAGCUAUUACUAA
Molecule: messenger RNA, 1194 nt
Organism: Chenopodium quinoa (quinoa)
Lineage: Eukaryota; Viridiplantae; Streptophyta; Magnoliopsida; Caryophyllales; Amaranthaceae
Exons: 1
Coding region: 1-1194 (397 amino acids)
Molecular function (GO): catalytic activity
Source: RefSeq, a predicted model, not a curated record